This is a messenger RNA of Mycotypha africana, 264 nucleotides long. RefSeq lists its product as uncharacterized. The transcript is spliced from 3 exons. Lineage: Eukaryota; Fungi; Mucoromycota; Mucoromycetes; Mucorales; Mycotyphaceae. Gene Ontology annotation, cellular component: cytoplasm; nucleus. The record is from RefSeq and is a predicted model, not a curated record. Bases 1 to 264 code for a protein of 87 amino acids.
AUGAGCAGCCAUACAAAGUUUUCAGAAGAAGCACGUACAGGCCGAGAUCAUCAAGUUUACGAUGAAAAUAAUGUUCGACAAGUGACUGGGACUAUUGCCGUUGAUCCAAAGACGAAUAAAGUAUUGAUUAUCUCCAGUAGCAAAUAUGAAGAUGUUUGGGUGUUGCCUAAAGGAGGUUGGGAAAAUGAUGAAACCAAAGAACAAUCUGCUGAACGCGAGACAUAUGAAGAAGGUAUAUACUUGAACAUAUACAGACAAAUUUAG